AUGUUUUUCUGGUGUGCUAACAAUAUUUUUAGAAAUGUAAUUUGUUUUCUAUUCCUAUUUGAUGUGAUGGAGAUAUCAUUCCUCGCCUUGAAAAAUGUGAAUAAGGAAACGAUAGAUAUAUCAUUUGAUAUCAUGUUCUUAAGACUGUAUUAAUGUGAAGAAAUGAAUAAAUGUAGAAAAUGUGAUAGUAAAUAAUUUCAAUCAGAUAUAUCAACUUCUAAGUGUCUUAUCAAUGAUAAAUUAUAAAUAAUCAAUAAGCUUGAUAAUUUAGCUUCCUUUUUGUUUAUAUAACUUAGAUUAGAUGUGAUAUAAUUAAAUCCUUAUUGA
This is a messenger RNA of Paramecium octaurelia, 327 nucleotides long. The record is from the annotation of a GenBank genome assembly. Lineage: Eukaryota; Ciliophora; Oligohymenophorea; Peniculida; Parameciidae.